AUGACCAUGAGACGAAGUUCCUUAGGAAAAACUGGCGCUCUCGCCUUGGUGCUGGGCGCCGGCUACUUGUUUCUCGAUGCCCUGAGCUGCUUCGUGGGAGCCGGCCUGACGAACAACCGAUCCUUGUCCACCGAGAUGAGGGGAUACAGGCUGGACAGGAUGCUCGAAGCCUCCGAUGGAGACCGAUCUUUGCAGACCUCGGAAGGCUUCUGGAUCGGAGAGAAGGGCUUUGAGAAAUCGCAGUGGGCGCAAGGCUACCGCUACCGCAUGCGAGCCUCUCCGGAGGAGUUCAAGAAAGGCAUCGACUGCCCCGCUCCGCUCCAGAUUGGCCCCAUCAAGUGGAAGGUGGGCGAGUGCUUCGGUGGGAGUGGCAACAACGACAAGUUGCGCCAACUGAAGAAGGAGCUCGCCCAGGCUGGCCUCGAUGAUCCCAAGAAGAUCGCGGAGAACGAGUACUGGCUCAAGCGCUACGGCCGCAAGCGCUGGUACCCCAAGUACGUCAACCAGUCCGGUGCCAAAGGCCAGCAGGGCCUCUUCCGUGGCUUGGCAGCCUGGUCCGGCUACGACCCUCUCAAUGAGGAGCGUGGGAAGACUUGGAUCGAGGCUGACUAUGGCAAGCCUCUUAUCAAGGGCAAGCAAGACUAUCGGCUGCCCGGCCUCCUCACGAAAGAGCAGAUGCAGAAGGAGCUCGACAGCGGCAAGCUGCCCAAGCCUGGUGCCUGA
Messenger RNA from Symbiodinium necroappetens, 723 nucleotides. Lineage: Eukaryota; Dinophyceae; Suessiales; Symbiodiniaceae. The record is from the annotation of a GenBank genome assembly.